AAGGCUGGAGAGGUCUGCUGGAGGAAGUGGAGAUGGAGGUAGACAGGAUCUCCUCCAGGAACCUGGGCAGGGAUGACAGGAUCAUCUCCGACCACGGGAAGGAAUCCCGCUUCCCGUUUCUUGAUGAAGAUGUGGUCUCCUUCCUCAGUUCUGUUCCCAUUCAGUACAAGGCAAACCUAACCCUACCCAGAGGAAUCGGGGAGAAGCUGUUGUUGCGAGUUGCAGUGAGAGAACUUGGGUUGAGCUCUGCUGCUGUGUUACCAAAAAGAGCCAUUCAGUUUGGCUCCAGGAUAGCCAAGAUGGAGAACUCUGCAGAGAAGGCUUCAGACAGAUGCAACAGACUGACAACAGAGUAACAUACAGACCUGGACAUC
Messenger RNA from Branchiostoma floridae (Florida lancelet), 374 nucleotides. RefSeq names its product asparagine synthetase domain-containing protein 1-like. The record is from RefSeq and is a predicted model, not a curated record. Gene Ontology annotation, molecular function: asparagine synthase (glutamine-hydrolyzing) activity. NCBI's taxonomy places the organism in Eukaryota, Metazoa, Chordata, Leptocardii, Amphioxiformes, Branchiostomatidae.